AAAAUCUAUUAUCAGUAUUUUUGUAUAGUAGUAACUGUAGUGUCCUAAUCUUUAUCGCACGGUAAGUGAAUGCUCUCUAGUGUCGUCUCACUCGUCUGUAUCAGUUCACCUCUCCACCCCCUCUUUUCUCCGUGUGCCCUGAUGAUGGCACGGCGCGCGGUAAUCCUCUCAGCGGCGCACAUGCUCAGUACCGAUCACUGUGGCGAUUUGUAAUGGCUGCGGGAUGAUGUGAUACGAGUCCCGGUGCCGCUCCGCCGAAUGCCAUUUCCUGAGACCGCCAACCACUCCGUUCAAUCCUCUGUCAACAUGGUUGACAUCCGACGCGAGAAUAACGGACGGCCAUCGUAGUGAAGAGCAUCCGCGGGAGCUUUAAUCGUUUUGUAAUAGUGCCAGUGAAUUGCGUGUGGUUGGCGGUAGUCGGGAAUGAUGGCCGUGAAGGAGCGUGUGGAGGCGGUGUUGAAUGUGGGCCUGCGGGUCCCCAGUAUCAUGUUGCUGGAGGUGCUGUACCGAUGGGAUGUCAGCUCCUUCUUCCAAAAGAUCCAGAGGAGCAGCCUCAACAAUAACCCCCUCUUCCAAUACAAGUACCUGGCCCUAUACCUGCACUAUGUGGGCUACAUUCUGAGUCUAGUGCUGCUGACUCUGCCCCGACAGCACCUGGUGCAGCUCUACCUGUAUGUGCUCACCGCUCUGCUGCUGUUUGCUGGCCACCAGAUCUCCAGGGACUAUGUGCAGAGUGAGCUGGAGUCUGGAUAUGAGGGUCCACUGUACCUGGAGCCUCUUUCCAUCAAUCGUUUCACUACUGCGCUUAUCUGCCAGCUGGUGGUGUGUACCCUGUGCUCCUGUGUGAUGCAGACCAAGCGCAUUUGGCUGUUCUCUGCGCACCUGCUCCCUCUGGUGGCCCGGCUGUGCCUGGUCCCUUUGGAGACCAUCGUUUUUGUGAAUCGUUUUGCCAUGAUUUUCACAGGGCUGGAAGUCAUCUACUUCUUGGCCUCCAAUCUGCUGGUGCCAUUUAACCUGGCCAAAACGGCAUACCGGGAGCUUGCACAGGUGGUGGAGGUGUAUGGGUUGCUGGCUCUUGGUAUGUCUCUAUGGAAUCAGCUGGUUCUGCCAGUGUUGUUCAUGUGUUUCUGGCUGGUUCUGUUCGCCCUGCAAAUCUACACAUACUUUAGUACACGAGAUCAGCCUACGUCCAGAGAGAGACUGCUGUUUCUUUUUCUCACCAGUAUUGCAGAGUGCUGUUGUACUCCAUACUCACUGCUGGGUCUGGUCUUCACCGUCUCAUUUGUAGCUUUGGGAGUCCUCACUCUUUGCAAGUUCUACUUGCAGGGCUACAGGGCUUUCAUGAACGACAAUACCAUGCACAGAGGCAUGACGGAGGGAAUCACUCUUUUGAUCCUCGCUGUACAGACCGGACUGAUCGAGCUACAGGUCAUCCACAGGGCCUUUCUUCUCAGCAUCAUCCUCUUCAUCGUGGUGGCCUCCAUCUUGCAGUCUAUGCUGGAGAUAGCAGAUCCCAUAGUGCUGGCACUGGGAGCCUCCAGAGACAAGAGCUUAUGGAAACACUUCCGCGCGGUUAGCCUGUGCUUGUUCUUGCUGGUGUUCCCUGCUUAUAUGUCCUACAUGAUCUGUCAGUUCUUCCACAUGGACUUCUGGCUGCUUAUCAUCAUUUCCUCCAGCAUUCUGACCUCACUGCAGGUGCUGGGCACACUGCUGAUCUAUGUGCUCUUUAUGGUGGAGGAGUUUCGCAAGGCCCCCGUUGAGAACAUGGAUGACGUCAUCUACUGGGUGAACGGCACUUACAGGCUGCUGGAGUUCUUGGUCGCCCUGUGCGUGGUUGCGUACGGUGUAUCGGAGACCGUGUUCGGGGAGUGGACCGUGAUGGGCUCUACUAUCGUGCUCAUCCAUUCUUACUAUAACGUCUGGCUGAGGGCCCAGCUGGGCUGGCAGAGCUUCCUGCUCCGCAGAGAUGCUGUCAACAAGAUCAAGAGCCUGCCGACAGCUUCUCACCAACAACUCCAGCAGCACAAUGACAUCUGCUCCAUCUGCUACCAGGACAUGACAUCAGCUGUGAUCACUCCCUGCAGUCAUCUUUUCCAUGCUGGCUGCUUGAAGAAGUGGCUGUAUGUUCAGGAGACUUGCCCUCUUUGUCACAACCAGCUGAAAGGGUCUUUACAGCCCAGCUCUUCAACACAAGAUGGCACAUCACAGCAACCAGAGUCCGAAGUUCCCCAGCAAGAGCUCACGGCUGAACUCAAAGAAAAGGAUGGUGUAAAGGAAUUAGUCCCAGGUGAUUGUGGUCCUCCAGCCUGCUCCUCCUCCACAGGCUAAAACUAUUUCCUAAAAACCCGCCUUGAGCUAAACUCAACUCUACACAUUUGCUGGCCAAAAGGGAGUGUCACAGGCGAGGAAACUCUGUGAUCGGCUCUAAAGGCUCCAUAGACAACUACACAAUCCACCAUCCUUCUAAUCCAGACAUAGGCAUAUGCUGAAGAUGGUCAGAUGCUCAGUCUGACAGACGUGAAUAGAAACUUUUAAUGAAUGGAUUGCCUAAACACACCAGCUCUUCCCUAAUCUACUAUGUCCAGCAAACACCAAUGUGAAUGUGUUGUGUUGGUGUUGUGUAGGCAUUGGCACAUAUCCACAAGCACGCUCUCAGUAUUCAGUAAUACUAGCCCGUCUUUUUCUGUUCUCUGUUUGUUUCCAUAGAGAAAUAUACAGUAUAUAUAGUAUAUAUACACAUACAGUAUGCCACUGCAUUUGCACUAAUGUAAUAUAAAGCAAUGCUCCAAAGUUGUCUUGUCUGAUACCAAAUAUUUUGGUGUGUAUGCGAUUUAUCAAGUUACCUAUAUGAAGUAUACCUAUGUACAAAUGUAUGUAAAGGGAUUUUGAUAUGCAGAAGUACCUAGAGAGUUAAACUGCAUCAAGUGUCAUGAAGUGGCCUAAGGCUUUUAUGACCUCUAGUGGUUAAAGUGGGAAGAGCCACUGGACACGGAGAAGCAUUGGUGUCAGUUUCAUUCUUAUCAGUAUUUGGCAUUUAUCGCAUUUGUGGGCAUGAAUACAUUCAAAAUGUAUGAGCACAAAUUGCGAACGCCAUUAAGUUAAAUAUAUUUUACUAUGACUAUUUUAAAAGUUUUUUCUUUUAAACUUAUUUUAAUCUGGGACACUUUUUU
This is a messenger RNA of Paramisgurnus dabryanus, 3170 nucleotides long. It is a transcript of the gene rnf145a, whose product is annotated as ring finger protein 145a. Gene Ontology annotation, cellular component: endomembrane system. The record is from RefSeq and is a predicted model, not a curated record. Lineage: Eukaryota; Metazoa; Chordata; Actinopteri; Cypriniformes; Cobitidae. Gene Ontology annotation, biological process: proteasome-mediated ubiquitin-dependent protein catabolic process; ERAD pathway. Gene Ontology annotation, molecular function: ubiquitin protein ligase activity; zinc ion binding.